Messenger RNA from Tauraco erythrolophus (red-crested turaco), 1118 nucleotides. The record is from RefSeq and is a predicted model, not a curated record. NCBI's taxonomy places the organism in Eukaryota, Metazoa, Chordata, Aves, Musophagiformes, Musophagidae.
GGAGGUCUGAUGAUGGGGUGCACUGCUUCAGUGAUGUUAUAGACUCUCCCACCCCUGGCUUUCCAUGUGCUCUCGCUCCUGCUGUCCCCGACAAGACCGUGGACUUGUUUGAGAUGAUUGAAAAAAUGCAGGGGAGCCGUCUGGACAAACAAAGAUGUUCCCUUCCAGCUCCUCUCAAGACAGAAGAGGAGUAUAUUCCCUACCCCAGCAUCCACGAGGUAUUACAGAAGGGGUGGCCGUAUCCUCUCAUUAUUUUACCCCAGUUUGGGGGCUACUGGAUUGAAGGGACCAGCCACAACCUCUCCAGCUUGAGUCCAACUCUGUCUGACGUACCCUUUGCCUGGAGUGGUAAAGUGAAACUGGAGAGUGACCCCACAGCCAAACUGUACCGCAAACACUUUCUGGGGAAGGAGCACCAGAACUUUUACUCCAAUGACAUGUCCUUGGGCUACCUGGUACUUUCUGUGAAGUAUGAACAGAUCGAGAAACAGGAAAAUCUACGCCUGUUGCUGAGGACAAGGACUGGCACCAAACAUGACCUGAUCCCCAUUUCGUGUCUGAAUGAGUUUCCCAAUGCUGUCCAGAUGGCAAAGCUACUUUGUGAGGAUGUGAAUGUCGAACGCUUCUUUCCUGUCCUCUACCCCAAGGCUUCGCAGCUUAUUGUUGCAUUUGAUGAACAUGUCAUAAGCAAUAACUUCAAAUUUGGGGUCAUCUACCAGAAACCUGGGCAGACAACCGAAGAAGAAGUCUUCAGUAACACAGAGGAGAGUCUGGGUUUCCUGGAGUUUCUGGAUUUCCUUGGUGACAAGAUCCAGCUGCAGGAUUUCCGUGGGUUCCGGGGAGGCUUGGAUGUCACUAGAGGUCAAACGGGCACUGAGUCGGUCUACACAAAUUUCCGGGGCAAGGAGAUCAUGUUUCAUGUGUCUACAAAGCUGCCCUUCACAGAGGGAGAUUCCCAGCAGCUUCAGCGGAAGCGUCACAUUGGGAAUGACAUUGUAGCCAUCAUCUUCCAGGAUGAGAGCACGCCUUUUGUCCCCGAUAUGAUUGCUUCUAAUUUCCUACACGCCUACGUGGUCGUUCAGCUCACUCAUGGCACCGCUGGGGACACUCUCUACAAG